Messenger RNA from Spodoptera frugiperda (fall armyworm), 8022 nucleotides. RefSeq names its product unconventional myosin-XVIIIa (gene Mhcl). The coding region runs from base 341 to 6802 and encodes 2153 amino acids. Gene Ontology annotation, cellular component: myosin complex. The record is from RefSeq and is a predicted model, not a curated record. Gene Ontology annotation, molecular function: ATP binding; protein binding; cytoskeletal motor activity. NCBI's taxonomy places the organism in Eukaryota, Metazoa, Arthropoda, Insecta, Lepidoptera, Noctuidae. The transcript has 37 exons.
UAGAUCGUGUUUAGUUUAUCCGUACCGUGAUAAAAGUGGAUACGUUCGCAUUUUGCGGUGUACGGAACGCGAUUUUAACAAUUAUCGAUAAUUAUACGACAUCUGUCAAAGUAAACUAUUCCGGAAUUCUGUGUAAACGAUGAAUUUCGUGUAAUAUUUAUAUUUUAAAUAGUGAAUUACAAUGCCGGUGUGAUAAAGUGUCCUUUUUUCGUGUAUUGUUAAAUGUAUGUGGAUAUAAUGCCUGGAAUUUGUGAUGUGUAUUGUGUUUAACUACGGUUUGGUGUGUGAGGAUUACACAGUUGCUUAUUCGGAUUAAAAAUACGCACAAAGCCAAGCCGCCAUGUUUAAUUUCAUGAAAAAGACCGCGGUCUUAACUGGCGGUGAUGUGGGGGGUGGUGAGGAGCGGGAUGGAGAGAAAGAGAGACGGAAACGGGAGAAGAAAGAGAGAAAAGAGAGGGAGAAGCGAGAGAGGAUAGCCGCUGGACUGGAGGAGCCGUUACGGCUGGAAGAGGUCCGGCGAUCGCUGAAAUUGCGGGGCAGACGCAAAGAAAAGGAGAAACUGCCUUCGGGCAUCACAGCUGACUACACCGCGUCCUUGUUCGCCCAUCUCGAGCAAGACUCAAACUACUCCAAUUACCCGCUCAUACCUACCUCGGGUUCCAACUCCAAUUUGAGCGACGAAAACAAUCACCUGUCGCCUAGUUACCCCACUACUCACACCUGGAACAAGAAGGAAGGCGUUCUCCAAUCCGAUAGCUCCGAAACAUCUCUGAACUCCUUAAAUAAUCCGAACAACGCCAACACCAGCCCUAGACAACCGCCAAAUCUACCUCCUAUACCACCACGUCCACCAAAACGUGGCAUCCUUAAAGGGCCACGUCUCAGCAAUACUAGUUCAAAUUCUGUAGAAAACAAUGUCCAAAGCACCGAUGCAGUUGAUAAUGUCAACGGUCAAGAUAUAAACCUGUUAGCCAGAAAUACUCAACAGAAUGAGAUGAUCUCUUACGGUAUCCCUCCUUCUAAGAGCACCUCUUCCAGUGAUGAUAUGCAGCACGUACAGAACUUUACCAAAAAAGUAAUCCAUAGCCCUGUGGAGACACAGUACAAAAACUAUAAGAAUAAUUCCAAUAACCCGUCGAUAACUACGCAGGACGUUGACGAGGCACCAAAGACGAAUGGGAACAGCUACCAUGGAGUGACGUCCACCUCUCCAAGCGCUGAUUCUCUAACUGAUACGACAACGAACUCUUCAUUCGCUACUCCUCCGUUUUCUACCUCACCCGUUGGCGAGUCCCAAGGGUUCCACCGGUGGUCCAAGACUAGUAAUUUCGAAGAUGUGUAUCUCCCGCUGCCGUCUUUGACUCCUGUGCGCUUGCCUAAGCCUAGGUACCUUACCAUCCAAAGGCAGAAAGCUCCAAGAAACGAUUUCGGCUUCAGCCUUCGUAGAGCGAUGGUUCAGGAGAGAAUCUUCAUCGGAGAUAUGAAUGGUCAUGAUAGUGCACUCUUAAAUGGUGACAAUAAAUGUAAUAAUCUUGGAAUGGUCAGCAAAUUGAAUUUGAAAGCUGUAAUUCUGGCUGAACCUGGAUCUUACCCUGGAGCUAGUGAGACAGGACUGUUACCUGGCGACCGGCUUUUGGAAGUAAACGGUGUGAACGUUGAAGAGAAGAGCCGAGAAGAGAUCAUUGACCUCAUCAAGGGAAGCCAAGACUCAGUGACAAUUAAGGUGCAACCGAUAGCGGAAUUGUGUGAGCUGUCUCGUCGGAAGGCAGCUGAUGGUGGUGGUGAUGUGGAGCUGUCAGAUAGUAACGUGAGGGGAGGCACUCUCAGCAGGUCCGGCAGUCGGAGGUUCACUAAUUCACAGGCUAAAUCAGAAGAACAACUAGCUUGCGAGAAAGAAUGGCUGCAGGCUGGUCAUAUGUGGCUGGCCCACCGAGGAGGGUUCACUGCGGUGAUGCGGGAGGGAGAGGCAGACCCUGGGAGGGCCAAGGUCCGGGUGCUGCAGACUGGAGAGAUCCUCACUGUCGAUGAAGAUGAUUUGGAGAAGGCAAACCCUCCCCAACUAGAACGAUGCGAAGACAUAGCGUCUCUCCGCUGCCUGAACGAGUGCGGAGCUCUGAACGUCCUCCGCUCACGCUACGCAGCUGGUCUGCCCCACGCCCGCGCCGGCCAUGCACUCCUGGUACUUGGGCCACCGAAGCGCACUGCUCCCAUUUACACUGAAAAGGUGGCUGCCAUGUUCCGUGGUUGCCGAGCUGACGACAUGCCGCCGCACGUGUUCGCGGCUGCGCAGUCCACGCACCGCUGCAUGCUGGCCUCGCGCAGAGACAGAGCUAUCGUCUUCCUUGGAAGGUCUGGUUCCGGUAAAACAUCGGCGAUGCGUCACUGCGUGUGGUACCUAGCUAGCGCGUACCCGGCGCAGGGCUCGAAGCUCACACCCGAACGAUUGGAUGCCGCUUUCGAUGUACUGCACUUGUUUGGAUCUACUAGGACCGGCUCCAACCCUCACGCAUCACGCUUCGUAUCCCUGACCUCUUUGGACUUCGACGGUGGUGGCGCUCUGGCUGCGGCAUCAGUACAGAUACUGCUGCCGGACCUCAAACCUGGACAGGCACCGCUAAGGGCACUGCACACCCUCUACCACGGCUGCGACGGCCGCCUCCGCCGCGAGCUCCUGUUCGACCAGGCUCCCAUCACGACUCCCAACCCAUUCAUGUCCUCCACUGAGAAGGCGGACGCUCCCACUGAGUUCGCAGCGCUGAAGGAAGCGCUGCAGCUGCUGGCUGUUACUGAGAACGAGCAGAUGGCCAUCUGGAAGAUCAUGGCUGCUAUUUGCCAUUUGGGAUGGGCGGGCGCUGUUAAAGCUAACACCGGCUCAGGCAUCAAAUACCAGUUCGCGAGCACGGGUUGCGGCCAGCGCGCCGCCCGACUACUGGGGGUCGGCACUGAGGAGCUUGCUAGAGCUGUGUUCGUGACCGUACCUACAUCGCCACAGACUAACUCUAAUCUAAGAACGCCAUCUCCAUCGAACGAGCGAGAGAUGUCUGGCACGGAGGCUGUGGAUGCGUUCGUCACUGGACUGUACAACGAGACGUUCAACAUCAUUGCUGCUUUAGUUAACAGGAGUCUAUCGACCUCAGCUCGCACGGCGGCGUCGAUCCUCCUGUUGGACACGCCGGGCGCGGACAACCCCAUGUGUGCCGGCCAGCAGAGCGGGGCGCCGCUGUCCAAGCUACUGUCCAACUAUCUACAGGAACGUUUGCAAGCAAUGUUCCACGAGGCUCUACUCGUGGCUCCACGCGAGAGAUACUCGCAGGAAGGCAUCACACUCGAUGAUGGAACUGAAGAAGAUUGGUUGUCGGAGACAGUGAACCCCGGUCCGAUGGUGGAGCUGUUGGACAAAGCGCCGCAGAACACGAUAGUACGCAGCUCGCAGGCAGACCUGCGCGAGUGUGACCGUAGGGGGUUGUUGUGGCUUCUAGACGAAGAGUCCAUGUACCCUGGUUCUUCAGACGACACGUUCCUGGAGCGUGUGAUGGCCCACUACGGCGCGCCCAACCACACGCACUACCUCAUCAAGAAGGCGCCUCAUGCCAGGCAGUUUGUGUUGCAGCAUCUACAGGGAACAAACCCGGUUUUAUACGAUGUGACUGGGUGGGUGAAGGCGAGCCGAGAGAACCCCGUUACUAAGAAAGCUUUGACAUUACUACAAGAGAGUCAGAACGAGGACAUCGGUCGGCUGUCGUCGUGGUCGCGCGGCGCGUGCGGCGUGGGCGCGUGGUCGUGCGCGGCCGACGCCGGCACGCUGCGCCGCGCCAGCUCCAUACGGAGGACGCUCACCUCGGGCACAGCGGGCAUGAAGCGUCGUUCAACAGCUUUACAAGCGAAGUUCGUAGCAGACGGUAUAGUGGACACGCUGCGCCGCUGCGGGGCUGGUGGACUCAGCUUCGUCUGCUGUCUCCUGGCCCACCAGCCUCAUGAUAUGCUGGACGACAUCAAUGUACCGCUGCUCAGGUCGCAGUUCCGUGGUUUCCAACUGCUAGACGCGGCGCGACUGUACAAGCAAGGCUUCCCUGAACACAUGCCGCUGUCAGAGUUUGCAAGGAGGUACCGUCUCCUAGCGACGUCGGACAACGAAGACUCGGACACGGUGCAGCAACCAGCGCUCUCCGACCGACAGAUUGUGGACGACAUGUUUCUGUCUUUGGACCUGGAUGUGACUAGCUACAGGCUUGGACUGACUCAGAUUAUGUUCAGAGGUGGCGUCGUGGGCGAGCUUGACGCACGUCGCGACGCUGCACUCGCGCGCGUUCUCGUGCGCUUACAGGCGCGUGCGCGCGGCCUCCUCGCGCGUAGACGCGCGCAACGUCUGCGCACGCAACACACGGCUGCGCGGUGCGUGCAACGCAACGUUCGCGCGUUCCUCGCAGUUCGAGACUGGCCGUGGUGGCGGCUGCUCGUACGAGUCACGCCGUUGCUGGCUGUUCAUAGAACCGAGCAUCGACUUAAACAGGCUCAGGAUGAGCUGGAAACCCUUAAGGCAAAAUUGGAAAAGGUGGAAAGUGAACGAACACAUUAUAAGAGUGAGUCGGAACGGCUCGAGUCUAAGCUAUCAGAAGUUGGUGGCGAGCUCGCAGAAGAACGGGCAGCGGCUGGACUGGCGACGGAACGCGCUGAUGCCGAAGCAGCCGAGAGACUUCGCGUUGAACGCGACAACCGAGACCUGCUCGCCAACAACCAACGAUUGCAGCAGGCCUCAGAACGACUCGAGCUCGAGCUCCUACACUGGCGUUCCGCCGACAGCGGUGGCGCUGAGCCAUCAGACUCUGAAGGCUCAGAAGCUGAUGCUGCAGCCUCUGGAGACAAAUACAAGCGAAGAUUCGAGAGGGCCCACAGGGAACUGCAACUCCUCCGCGCUCAGCUGCGCAGGCAGCAUGAGGAUGACCUUGAACAGCUCGUCACUGUCAAGAAACAACUGGAGAAGAAGGUCCAAGAUGCGUAUGAAGAGGUGGAGGAGCAGAGGGCGGUGGCUGCACAAUGGAAGCGCAAGCUGCAGAAGCUGACCAAUGACAUGGCAGACCUUCGGUCUUUGCUGGAUGAACAGACAUGUCGCAACAAUCUACUAGAGAAACGGCAGCGUAAGUUCGACGGCGAGCUUCAAGCGGCGCAGGAGGAGUUGAAGCGCGAGCGCGGCGCCAAGGAGCGACUGUCGAGGGAGCGAGACCAGGCACACGCCGAGAAAUACGCGCUGGAACAGAGCCUCUCUGAAGCUCGUCUAGAACUGGAGCUGAAAGAAGAACGGCUGGCUGCAGCGACACGUGAGUUGGAAGAACGCGGCGGCGGCGGGGACGAACUGUCCGCUCUACGCAGGACCAAGACGGACCUCGAGCGGCGCGUCAGGGACCAGGAGGAGGAGCUCGAUGAACUGGCCGGCCAGAUACAGCUACUGGAGAGCUCCAAGCUCCGGCUAGAAAUGUUACUGGAGCAGCAACGCAAGGAGGCCAGGCUCGAGGCCGCCGCCCGGGACGACGAGAUGGAGGAGACCAGGGCCAACGCUGCCAAGAAACUUAAGAUGCUGGAGUCCCAGCUAGAGAGCGAGCACUCGGAGCGCAGCCUCCUAUUGAGGGAGCGACACGAGCUGGAGCGCCGCCUGGCCGCCUUGGAGGAAACCGCCAGGGCCGAGACACACGACCAGCAACAACUCGUGCAGAGGCUAAAGAGGGACCUGAAGAGAUACCGCGCUCUACUCCGCGACGCUCAAACGAUGCUCGAACAGAAGGAAAAGGAGGGAGGCGCUAAAGCACAGAUUAGACAGCUCAAGAACCAGGUGGAAGACCUAGAGCUAGCAGUGCGAGCGGCGACGAAGGCCCGUCAGGCUGCGGAGGCCGAGGCUGCGGAGGCUAACGCGGCGCUGGAGGAGGCCAGCCGGGCGCGGGCCGACGCGGCCGAGCGCGCCAUGACGGCCGCCCGGGACGCCGCCGCCGCCAGGGCGCAGCUCGAUGAUGCUGAGGAGGAGGCUGCUGAGCUAUUGAAGAAAUACCGAUCCAGUACAAGCGCGCUAGUAGCAGCGCAGAGCGAGGCGCGUGAGGCCUGCGCCCGCGCCGACGCGGCGGCCGAGGAAGCUCGCGCGGCGCGGGACAAGCUCGCCGAGCUCACCGCCAGGCUCGCCACCGCCGAGGCGGGACACUCGCACGGACACGCCGAGGCUGAGCGGAGGCUCGAACUUAGGAAUAAGGAGUUAGAAUCCAGCCUGGAACUAGAGGCGACGGCGCGCGGUCGCCUGGAGGGGCAGCUGUCGCGGCUGCGGGAGGCCCACGAACAACUGGCCGCCGAGCUGGGGCAGGCGCGCGCCAGGGAACAACACGCCGCCGACGAGCUGCGCAAGUUUACUAGGCAACUCAGAGAACUUAAAGAAGAAAACAGCGCUCUGAACGCUAAGCUAAGCGAGGCCAACCGCGCUAAGGCGGCCGCCGAGUCCGCGGCGUCGGCCGCCUCGGCUGAGGCGCAGGCCGCGAGGGACGAGGCCAGGCUCGCCGCGCGACGGGCCACCGCGCUGCAGGAGGCCAUUGCCGGCGACCUGUCCAGUCCUGGGGACUCCAGGGAUACUGAUAGCGACAACGACAGCUACAGCUCGGACGAGUCCAUCGGCACGUUCCUGGCCAACCACAAGCUCAGCCCCUCCGCGCCGUCUAGGAACAGCGUGCAACUAGACACGCAGAAAUCCCAAUCAUCCGGAGGCCGCGAGAGCCGGUCCAGCAUGGGCUCCAGCAAGCAGAUGAGUCCGACUAAAGAAUCGUUCGCAUAACAACAAGCCGGUGGCGCCGGCGCCGGCCUGCUGACGCGCGCACUGCCCGCGCUCUGCGCCGUCUUCUGCAGCCCCCACACGCCCGCGCCCGCGCCCCAUAUCGUGCUCGACUGAAAAAAAAAACAAACGUCAAAAUGACAGCUGUCAAAAGUGACUUCUGUCAAAAGUGACAGCUGUCAAAAGUGACAGCUGUCAAAAGUGACAGCUGUCAAAUUGUGUGUGAGAUCAGAGACUCCUCAGUGCGAAUGAAAUGUUCUUAUCAAAUAUGCAUGUGCACCCCAUACCAGCGAUGAUUAUUAUUAAACGAUGUAGCAAUGGUACUCUACGCUUGGAAUUCAAUGUAACGAUGGCUCCUAAAUUAGACUGCUCAGUAAAACAAUAAUAUUACCACUUUUGAAUGGCAUUAUACACUAAUCGAUUUAUUAUAUACAUUCGAAACUUUCAUGUAUUCAUAGAAAAAGCUUUUGAUAUGAAAUUAUUAACGCGUUCGAUAAACAUGUUUAGGUAAUUCAGUGGAUUAAGAGACAGAUGGCGCUGGUGUCCUGGCCAGUGUUGCCAGGUAUUAAAAAUGAAUGCAUUCCAGAUUUAAAAAUAUCUUUAAAUAAAGAAGAACUUCUGAGUACUACAACGCCGGCGCCAUUAUACCUAGGCUUGGACUUUAAUUUAUUUAGCGUAGAAUUAUUAGGGAAUUAAUUAAUUGUUUAGAGAUCGCGCGGCGACCGGCCAGCCAGUCAGUAUUUAGACGGCCUAGAGGCGUGUAACUUACAAAAUAAUAUUAGGUUCUUUGUUAUUUAGUUAGCUAACUUUUGUAAAUAACUAGAUGGCAUAUACAUUUUUAUUAUUUAAUUUGUAAUAUUCGUGUGAUCAGACUGUUAAACUAUGAUUUAUUUGUUACAAAUGAGUUGUUGCUUUAUCGUAGACUUGAAACAUAUCUAAUAGUUAAAUAGAACAUGUUUUUUUUAAACUCCAUUCAUGACUGGUUUGUGUUAUAGUAAUUUUAAUAUUAGACGAUUAUCUUUAAAAGUAUGUACUCCUCAAUAUAGCGUUUCUUGUAAUUGUAUACUCCAUUACUCUCUACAUGUACGUAUUGCGUCUAUAUGUCUGUAACCAAUUUAUGAAAUUAUCUAAUUAUUAUGUGUACGUACUAUAAUGUGAUGAAAUGUUACUGCAUUCAAUACUGGUUGUAAAAUGAAAUUAUUUAAUAAAGUAACGAAAAUAUA